AUGCACGUUUGGCAUCAAAGUGCUACUUCCUUCACCACAAGUUCAUAUUCCUUCGAUAAUUUCAACAAUACUAGUAAUAGUAACAAUAGUGAAGAAUAUUUAUUAGAUUUAGAUGUUCUAAAUAAUUCUUCACUAAACUUCGCUCGUCCUGAUUCUUCGAGGCUCUCGCAUACUGCUGCUAUGACGGCCGCACGAAGAAUAUUGCAUUCAUUAUCGCAGGCACAUGAAAAAUUCCCGAUCACAAGAGCACCGAAACCUCAUAAAUAUGAUACUGAGCAAAUGAAACCUGGAGUUCAUCCUGUUCGACUUAAUAUCGAUUUGGAGAAGAAACAACAACAAUAUCAUCAAAGUGUAUCUUUUAUUGUUAAUGAUGUCCUGUCAAAAGAGAAAAUUCUAGCAUCGGCGAAAAUUGAACCUGUUAAGGAAUUGAUAAAUAAACAAGAAUUGAUAAGCAAAAACGAAGAAAUAAUUACGAGUGAUGCAAGAGAAAAUCAAGAAUCAAUUUUGACAGGAGAAAUAAAACAGUUUUCACAACAUCAGACACAUCAUCAACGCGAACCUAUUCCAAUGCUUCGUAUACCUAACAAUAACCCUUUUCGUCGUGUGUCAGCACCCUCAUUUACAUAUGCUUACUUCUCAGCACCUGCCGCUAACUCAACAAAUAAUAUGUUCUUUCAAUCGUCCUCAUCUCGAAAUGAUAAUGAUGAUUUAUCUAUCGAUACAUCAAACAUUCCUCCUAUUGAUACAUCGGCAUCAACGCUAUCAUCACAGAUGACAUCAUCUUCAUUAACAUCACCUGUUAAUCUUGUAUUUACACCAUCACAACCUCUAUCACUUUCACCUUGCUCAUCGACUUCCUCGGUUAGUUCAUCAUCACCAGGCAGUGAAAUAUCGACUGGAGUUAAACCAUCAAUUACAACCUCCACAACAACAGCAGCAGCAGCAACAACCACCACCACCGAUCAUAUUUUCCUAAAAAAACAACAAUACCCGCAAGAUAUUAACGAUAGCCAACAGAAAACUACUAUAAUAUCACCAACAACAACGACCACGACAAUUGAAACUUCUAUUGUUUCUCCUAUGACCACAAGAAGAAGGAGUCAAGUGCAAUUCAUUAUUCCAAACACUUUCUCGGCUCCAACAAUUUCAAGUGAAUCCUAUAGUGAAAUUAGAUCACCAGCUGCUUCUUGGCUCGGAUAUAUAGCUAAUAUCACUAGUAGCACUCCAAUGCCAGACGAUGAAGGUGAACAAGUUGGCGAAUAUGUUUUAGGAAAGGUUAUUGGUCGUGGUGGUUUCUCUACUGUGCGUGAAGCUUAUACCGUAGACUCUGGAUCUUUGGAAGAAGCUGCAAUUUUGGAAAAAGUUGCAGUGAAAAUCGUUAAAAACAAUCCUGAAUCGGAAAGUAAUGAUCGCCUUCAGGCAUUGCUGCAACGAGAGAUAGAAAUAUGGCGCCAUCUUAAAAAUCCUCAUAUCGUUCGAAUGAUUUCAUACGAAGAAACAGAUUACGCUACAUUUAUAUUUGCGGAAUUUUGUCCAGGUGGCACUCUCUUACAAUACAUUAAAAAAGCCAGCAGUGAAUAUGAAUCAGGAUUAGACGAAGAUCAAGCUCGUGAAAUUUUCCUCCAAAUUGCUGAAUCUGUUAGAUAUCUUCAUAAUGACAUGAGACUUAUCCAUAAAGAUAUAAAAUUGGAUAAUAUCCUAUUAGAUAAAGAAGGCACGUGGAAACUAUGUGAUUUCGGUCUAACUGAAUAUCAGAGUGGUGAUGACGAUUCAAAUAAUGCACUACGUGAUGAAUGUGCUGGAGGAUCUUUGGCUUAUUGUCCACCAGAACAACUUCGUUCUAAGACCCCUAUUAAAGAACUUUCUGUUGACAUCUGGAGUCUUGCUGUUGUGCUAUAUGCUUUGGUCACUGGUCAAUUACCUUAUAAUGACGAUUUCGAGCCACGAUUACAAUUCAAGAUUCUUAAUGGAAGAUUCGAUGAGUCUCCGUUAAGAGAUUCAAAUGCUUCGGAAGAUCUUCGUGAGCUUCUAAGAGGCAUGUUCAAGACAAAACCGGAACAACGACUUACAAUUAACGAAGUAAUCGAGAGUCGUUGGUGUCGUCCAUAA
This is a messenger RNA of Ambispora gerdemannii, 2109 nucleotides long. The record is from the annotation of a GenBank genome assembly. NCBI's taxonomy places the organism in Eukaryota, Fungi, Glomeromycota, Glomeromycetes, Archaeosporales, Ambisporaceae.